Messenger RNA from Fusarium redolens, 1265 nucleotides. RefSeq lists its product as uncharacterized. The annotation marks the transcript as partial. The record is from RefSeq and is a predicted model, not a curated record. The transcript has 5 exons. Lineage: Eukaryota; Fungi; Ascomycota; Sordariomycetes; Hypocreales; Nectriaceae.
UAACAUCCUCGCACGCAGCACCAUCGAUCGACAUGGCUUCUGAAGAAGUGAAAGCUGGUAGUGGCUACCGUCGCUACUUACCUGAACCUGACUCGUACCCUCUCUCCGGGAUAGAAACAAAAGACAUCUACAGCUUUUCUAAACAAGCCUUGGUCGAUCCACGUGUUAGCGAGCUCUUUCACAACUGGGCGAAAAGUCUGGACACUCCGUUCUUUGGCUUGACGACUGACGGUACCAAGCGGAACGAUCUUUACAAGCUCGAGGACGAGGGAGCUCCCACACUGGCAGCAGUCAUCGCUGCCAAUCAACUCAUCGAGCAGCUGACAGUCGAUGAGAAGCUGCGAGCUCUUCACCCCCUUGAGGGCGAAGACUGGAGAAAAUGGUCAAACACGGAAAUCAUUGCUUUUGACAUUGGAUUGAGGCUCGAGGCUAUCGACCAACCCAAAAUUGAUCUUGUGUGGGAGCUCGUCAGGGCGUCUCUGAGCGAGAUUGGCUAUACCAAGAUCAAGAACGCAGUCAAGAUGAACCAUUUCUUGGGAGAUCUUGCUAGCAACCACGUCAUACUGAAUGAAAACAGCUACUUCUUUAUGAUGUUCGGCCGGCCGUCUCAGCAGGAGCCUUGGGGAUUCUCGCUAUCUGGACAUCACCUGUGCUUGCAUGUCUUCUUUAUCGGCAACCAGAUAGUUAUUGGGCCAGCCUUUAUUGGCUGUGAACCUAAUGUCAUCGACGAAGGCCCCAAUAAGGGCAUAGAACUGUUUCAGCGCGAGUCUACUUUGGCCUUGAAAUUGAUGCAAAGCCUCACGCCAAUGCAGCAGAGCCAGGCACAGAAGACUCCUCUGAUCCACGAACCGGAGAAGCCCGGCUGGAACAUCGUGGACCAGCGUCACUACGGAGGCACUGGUAAGGAUAAUGCGAUAGUCCCUUACGAAGGAGUGAUUGCGAGUACGCUAUCGUCUGAAAACAUAGACCUGCUUGUCUCAGUGGUUGCGGCGUUCCAUGAACUGUUGCCGUCAGAACCGCUCAGUCACCUGUUAGGCCGGGUUCGCCAGCACUUGGCUGAAACCUACUUCACAUGGACCGGAGGAUUUGGUGAUGGUGAUGCAUUCUAUUUCCGCAUCCAAAGCCCUGUCAUAUUCGUUGAGCUAGAUCACCAUACGGGUAUCUACCUCACCAACAAGGUCCCUGAGAAAUACCAUAUUCACACAAUCCAGCGCUUCCCCAACGGCAACGACUACGGCAGGGAGUUGAUCCUCCAGUGGAAGGAA